This is a messenger RNA of Mya arenaria, 4248 nucleotides long. RefSeq names its product adhesion G protein-coupled receptor L3-like. Bases 56 to 3661 code for a protein of 1201 amino acids. The transcript has 31 exons. Gene Ontology annotation, biological process: adenylate cyclase-activating G protein-coupled receptor signaling pathway; negative regulation of angiogenesis; cell surface receptor signaling pathway. Gene Ontology annotation, molecular function: G protein-coupled receptor activity. NCBI's taxonomy places the organism in Eukaryota, Metazoa, Mollusca, Bivalvia, Myida, Myidae. The record is from RefSeq and is a predicted model, not a curated record. Gene Ontology annotation, cellular component: membrane.
AUUAGAUGUGAGGCAAUGGACUUAUAUUAUCUCAAAUUGUAGAAGAUCAGUUCAAAUGCAUUUUAUACGAGAUACCACAUAUCCUGAUUUUUACCGGAUUAAACAAGAUAUGCUGAAUGUUUCUUUAAAUAAAAUGAAAAAAUGCGUGGUGAUUUUCACGUUUUUAACGGAAAUCGUAGUGUAUGCACAAAGAGACGGUGAUGUACGGUUGCAUGACGUGAAAAGCCUUUCGCGAUCUGGUCUACGCGGGACGUUUGAAAUCUACCACAAAGGGCGUUGGGGGACAUUGUGUGAUCCUCAUUUUAACGCAGCGGAUGCAAGAAAAGUGUGUAGACUAAUCGGAUAUGAAUUCGAUGAUAACGAAAAUAGGAAAUUAGAUAUUAACAGUGCCAACGAAUUUGUAUGGAUACAUGGCUUCGACUGUCUACGAAGUGGUGGGACUGUCUCGGAAUGCUUAGACCAGGAAGGGAACGGCCGGAGGCAAACUUGUGAUUCAGCUUAUGCCAUUAGCGCCAAUUGUGAAGUUGGCUAUGGCACUCAUAGCGUAAGGCUGUAUGGCAUGUCUGGGCGCUUUUAUUCUAUGAACUAUCCAAGGAACUACGUCAAUAACUAUUAUUGCGCUUACUACAUUAACGGACCACAACAUUCAACAGUAUGCAUACAGUUUGAUGAUUUUCAACUUGAGGGCUGUUGCGACACUGUGCAGGUGUUUGAUGGACCUUCGGAUACUUCAAGAUCAAUAGGAAACUAUAGUGGUACCAACGGAUUACAUGUGAAAAUAUGUUCAACAUCAAGCGCUAUGACCUUGAAAUUAACCACAGACUAUUCGAUUUCUAGUGCUGGUUUCAAUGCUAGCUACUGGAUUGUCAUGCACACUUGUAGUGAAUUGGUAAUAACGAAUGGCUAUGCAAAUUCAACCAACCUCUUCGGAUCUAACGCGACAUUUAAUUGCAUAGAAGGAUUUAAUUUCAGUGGCAAAAAUGUUUCACAUUGUUUGGAAAACUUAGCAUGGUCUAACACAAACGUUUCUUGUCAACCAAAAGACUGUGGAAUGCCUUAUCUACCAAAUAAUGGACAGGUUUGGUUAAACGACAGCAGCACAACUUACGGAUCUAGUGUCCUAGUUAGGUGUAAUGUUGGUUUUCAUGUAAAUGACAAACACCCCGAAAUUAAUCUUCGGUGUAUGGGAACCGGGAAAUGGAGUUCAGAAAACUACACGUGUGUGCCAGUGGACUGUGACAACUGGGUAGUGUCAAAUCCAACCUCAUCUUCUGUCACCUAUUCAAAUUCUACCACAUAUGGGUCUAAAGCACUUUUGAGGUGUGACUUGGGCUUUCAUAUUGAACACACAAGGGAUGUCUUCACCGAAACUGUUACAUGUACUGCAAAUGGAACAUGGAGUAAACGUUUCCCUCCAACAUGUGUUGCGAUUGAAUGUCCAGCCGUGAAGCUGCCAGCGAAUGUGAAUAUUUUGAAUAACAGCAAUUUAAGUUCGCAAUAUCUAGUCGGCUCCAUCAUAAGUUUUGGUUGUCAAAAUUCAACAUCGAUCAUUGGUCGAAACUCCAUCACGUGUUUGGUUGACGGAACAUGGAGUGGAAACCCGCCCGUUUGUAAGAAAGUGACCAGCGAGAAGUUUUGCCCAAAUGAUAAUGACUUUUACGGCCAAAUUUGGAAUGUAACAAGGACUGGGAAAAUCAUAUGUAUAGCUUGUCCUAAUGAAUAUAUAGGAGAUAUAUCCCGACAUUGCUUGAUAGAUGGAUCGUGGCUGUACCCAAUGUACAACUGCAUUCACAAGUCGAUAGCAGAAAUAUCGCAAGCGCUGCAACAUCCAACAGAAGAAGACAUUCAAAUCAACCUUCUAAAGUUGUCAAACCUUACUUCUGUUGCGCAAUCAAGUGGACGCCCGGCUUUCGGUGGUGAUCUGAAUCAAGUGACCAACAUUUUAGAUACCAUUGCCAACAUUGGUGAAAACAUGUCAGUCACAACCGAACAGACAGAGUCGUUCCUGUCCGUUACUAGCAACUUGCUUGAUCAACAAAAUGCAAAAUCCUGGCAAGCGAUGGGGAAUGAUGCAGAACAGCAAAUUGAACAUCGGGGAGCAAUGAGGGUUUUACAUGUCGUUGAAAAAUAUGUCUCCUUAAUUUCUGAGGGUUCAGGGGACACUGACAAUACAUCGAAGACAUUCGCUGCAUCAAAUCUAGUUGUGCAUGUAGCAGGAAUACAAAACACAACAGAUGAUGGUAUAUCGUUUCCUGAAAAUGCAGCACAAUUAGGAAUUUCAAGCGUACUACGUUUUCCAGACAAAUCUUUAAAAGAUUCAAAGAAGUACUCGGCUGUGUUUUACAAAAACAUGUCUAGCAUCUUAUCCGCUGCAUCAAACGAACAAAGCACUUUGCAAAGAAGCAUCAACACGGAGAUUGUUUCUGUUAAUAUGGACAACUGGGAAACUAAUCCAGAAUUUGAAAUACUCAUUACCUUUACGCAUUUUGAGAAAAGCCUGUCAUUUCCAACCUGUUCGUUUUGGAAUGAUUCAGAGUCGAUUUGGGACAGCAGUGGUUGCAAGGUUGUCCACACAAAUCAAUCUCAUACCGUUUGCAGUUGUAGUCAUCUUACCAAUUUUGCUAUUCUUAUGAGCCCAUUUAUCCAGGAUAACAGGAAAACUAAAGCACUAGACAUCAUUUCCAUCGUUUGCUGCAGUAUUUCCAUUUUGGGUCUGGUGGUAACGGUGGCGUUACACAUAUACUUCCACAGACACAUGAAAACCGACAAAAAAAGAAUUGUUGUACUUAUGAACUUAUCGACAGCACUAAUUAUCUCUUAUGCUUUGUUUCUGGGUGGAGUAGAAAGGACAGAAAACAUGGCAUUUUGCACUGCAAUAGCCGCCCUUCUCCACUACAUAUACCUUGUAGUGUUCUGUCUCAUGCUUGCGGAGGGAGUGGACAUAUUCAUGUCUGUCCGUUUUGUCUUCACCACAAAGUCCAAGUUUAAGUGGAUCAUUCUGGCGGCUUGGGCUGUUCCAGCGAUGGUAGUUGGGAUUGCUUUAGGAGCCAGUAGAACGUAUGGUUACGGAACUGAACAUUUUUGCUGGUUGUCAGUAGAGAGUGGAGUUAUCUGGGCUUUUGUCGGACCGGCUCUUGCUGUUAUAACGGUAAAUGCCGUGAUCCUGGUCGUAGUUAUGAAGACGAUGUUUGGGUCCCAAGCAAUAUCACAAAAAAGUACAUCAGACAAAUCUAAGAUGGCAGUUAGAUGCCUUCUGAUAUUGCUGCCGUUAACUGGAAUAACAUGGGUGUUAGGAAUAUUUUACGUUAACAAAAGCAUGGCGUGGGUGCAGUAUGUAUUUGCUGUCUGCAACUCUUUGCAGGGGCUGGUUAUUUUCAUCUUUCACUGCGCCUUAAAUACACAGAUUCAUGAUGCCGUAUUGAAAAGCAGAAAACGCCGUGAAACGGUUAUGCCAACCAAAACUAGAAGCGCCGAUGUGAUCAUUCGACGCAAGCAUGAAAUGAACUCGACAUCGAUGACAGUCAUUGACAGCUCGAUAUCUGAAUCAGAAGAAAAGACACAUGUGGUAGGCGACAAAAUUAUAGGAAGUUCGAAAAUAAACAAAGAAGAGCAUAGUACGUCAUCUCCUUUACAAACAGACCCACCGUUCUGUAAACUGUAACAAUUUUGGAAACAUGCAUGGAAAUUGAAAACUGUCCACGCAAGAUGGACAAAUCGCUCGUUGACAGUGUUCUCUUACCUUUACCAAUACUCCCAAACUACAGUAGAUUAGCGACAAAUCGAAGACGCUCGGGACUAACAUAAGCCCUCUUGUAAUCCGAUGUUUCCAGCAAUCCUAAGCUGUAAAUAGUGCUUCAUAUAUUUCACCGCUCUAGAAACUCGGCUAAAGAUAACGGAUAGUGUUUUCAAAUUUUAACCUCUUACAUCUCAGUCUAUUUAUUUUAUUGAAAAUCAAAAUCUUCGACUGCAUGGAAAUCUUGGUUUGACCGGCUCUGUCAUCACGUCGAAUGGAUGAUCAAAAACUGUGUUAAAUGUUACAGUUGAUCGCCUGACGUUCAUUCCAUUACCUUGUGUACGGACAGGAUGUCCUCCUAACUGCUUUGCGUAACGUCGUGAAGCGAGAUUUGGAAAUAUUUGGUGAGAUUGAGUUCCUGUUUGACAACUUACUGCAGAUGUGUUUAAAUCAAAAGUCUGAAAAAGUACUUGCUAUUAUGAAAAUGUUAUAAGUAAUAAACUGUAUAUAACUAC